AUGUCGCAAGACAAGGCCAUUGGCGCCGAUGCGGUGCCAGCCGCCAGCCACCACAAUGAUCAUAACCAAGGCGAAGCCAUCACGGCGAUGCAGAUCGAGCGUGGGAUGAGCGUUCGAGACUCUCUUAGAUUCUGGCCCAAGGCCGUGAUAUUCUCGUUCAUCAUCUCUCUGGCUAUCAUCAUGGAGGGUUACGACACUAAUUUGAUGAGCAACUUUUACGUCUUUCCAGCAUUUGCCAACCGUUAUGGAGACGAGAUCAAUGCCAAGGGUGAAAUGAUAGUCUCGUCCCGGUGGCAAACAAUUAUCAACAACGGUGUUCAAGUCGGCUCCAUCCUUGGCCUCAUCCUCAAUGGCUUCAUCACCGAGUGGCUUGGAUACAAGAAGACCAUGAUUGUCUCUAUGGUUGCGAUGAUUGGUGCCGUUUUUAUCCCGUUCUUCUCCAAUGGUCUACCGAUGUUUCUUGCUGGUGCUCUUAUUCAGGGUAUCCCGUGGGGCAUCUUUCAAACUUUGGCUGUCACCUACGCUGCCGAUAUCUGCCCGAUGGCACUCAGAGGUUACAUGACGUCCUGGGUUAACAUGUGCUGGGUCAUCGGAGGACUCAUCAGCAGCGGCAUGCUUCGUGGUCUGUUGCAGAUUGAUAAUCAGUGGGGUUAUCGCAUUCCCUUUGCGAUUCAAUGGGUAUGGCCUAUCCCCAUCAUUAUCGGCACCUUGUUCGCCCCAGAGAGCCCUUGGUGGCUCGUUCGCCAGAACCGCAUGGAGGAGGCAAGAGAAGCGGUCCGCAGCUUGACAUCUCCUCAGAGUGGCGUCCACUUUGAUCUGGAUGCCCAUAUGGAGAUGAUGCGACUUACCAACCAGUUUGAGAUUGAGGUCAGCUCCGGAACUCACUACUGGGACUGCUUCCGUGGCAUCGACCUCCGCCGCACCGAGAUUGCGUGCAUGGUUUGGCUGACCCAGUCCUUCUGCGGAGUCCCUUUCAUGGGAUAUGGUGUGCAGUUCAUGACGAGCGCCGGUCUCAGUAAAGAAAGCGGAUUCUCAAUGGGCUUGGUGCAGAACUGCAUCGGUCUCAUCGGAUGCAUCAUCGCAUGGUACAUCAUGACCCACAUCGGCCGACGCACCCUUUACUUGGCGGGCUUGUCGUCCAUGGUCAUCAUUCUCAUUGUCAUCGGAGGACUCGGCAUCGGCGCCGAAUCGAACGCAAAGUCCUGGGGCGUGGGAGCUCUCAUCGUCGUGAUGCUCUUUCUCUUCCAGCUUAGCGUCGGUCCAUCUUGCUACACCCUCGUGGCUGAGAUGCCAUCCACUCGGCUGCGUGUCAAGACUGUCGCGCUCGCCCGUGCCUUCUACAACUCGGGUGGCUUCAUCGUCAACGCCAUUCAGCCUAAGAUUAUCGGAACAAACGACUGGAAUUGGGGAGCCAAGGGUGGUUUCUUUUGGGCUGGUAUUGCGGCCCUGUUCCUCGCGUGGACGUUCUUCAGACUGCCGGAGCCGUUUGGUCUUACGUACUCAGAGAUUGACUUGCUCUUCGAGCAUCGGGUUAGCGCUCGUCACUUCUCGCAAGAGGCAGCCGAUGCCCUAAGACCGCAGUUGGAGGAGGUCGCCAACCGUCAAGAGAAGAUUGCUGCCGUGGUCAGCCACCAUGAGCACGAAGUUUAG
This is a messenger RNA of Colletotrichum siamense, 1650 nucleotides long. RefSeq names its product Maltose permease MAL31. The record is from RefSeq and is a predicted model, not a curated record. The transcript has 4 exons. Gene Ontology annotation, biological process: transmembrane transport; carbohydrate transport. Lineage: Eukaryota; Fungi; Ascomycota; Sordariomycetes; Glomerellales; Glomerellaceae. Gene Ontology annotation, molecular function: carbohydrate:proton symporter activity. Gene Ontology annotation, cellular component: membrane. Bases 1 to 1650 code for a protein of 549 amino acids.